AUUUUCCACAUGGGAUUAGUGCUUCCAAUAUCCCCAAAGUGGCCUUUUUCAUCUUUGUUUUAUGCCCCUGGGCCAUGUUUUCCUUACAAUAGACACACCCACAAUGGCCUGCAGACUGGGUGUCCCUUCCUGCUGAGGCUCCGCCUGGAAGGCACCGCCCUCCGGAACAGCCCUUAUCUAGGCUGUCUGCCUGAGCACUCAGCCCCUUGCCCUGGAGGACCCGCAGCCACUGGACUAGCAAGAUGGUUCAUGCUAAGAGAUGGGUCCUGAAGAAGCACUUUGAAGGUUACCCUGCUCAAAGUAACUUUGAAUUGAAGACAGUUGAACUCCCACCCUUAAAACAUGGAGAGGUCCUGCUGGAAGCUUUGUUCCUCACUGUGGAUCCGUACAUGAGAGUGGCGGCCAAAACAUUGAAGGAGGGAGAUACAAUGAUGGGACAACAAGUGGCCAGAGUUGUGGAGAGCAAGAACUCAGCCUUCCCAACAGGAACCAUUGUGGUGGCUUCUCCAGGCUGGACUACACACUCCGUUUCUGACGGGAAAGAACUGGAGAAGCUGCCUGCAGAGUGGCCAGACAAGCUGCCUCUGUCCUUGGCCCUGGGAACCGUGGGCAUGACAGGCCUGACAGCCUACUUUGGCCUGCUUGACAUCUGUGGCGUGAAAGGCGGAGAAAUAGUGCUGGUGAAUGCAGCUGCAGGAGCCGUGGGCUCCAUCGUGGGGCAGAUAGCUAAGCUCAAGGGCUGCAAAGUUGUUGGGUCCGCAGGCUCUGAUGAUAAGGUGGCCUAUCUCCAGAAGCUGGGAUUCGAUGUUGCCUUCAACUAUAAGACUGUAAAGUCUUUGGAAGACACUUUGAAAAAAGCGUCUCCUGAUGGCUAUGAUUGCUAUUUUGAUAAUGUAGGUGGAGAGUUUUCAAACACUGUCAUCCCCCAGAUGAAGAAAUUUGGAAGAGUUGCUAUAUGUGGGGCCAUCUCUACCUACAACAGUACUCGUCCACUUCCCCCAGCCCCGCCCCCCGAGAUCAUUAUCUACCAGCAACUCCGCAUGGAAGGCUUCAUUGUCACCCGCUGGCAGGGAGACGUCCGCCAGAGAGCCCUGGGAGACUUGCUGGCCUGGGUCUCAGAGGCUAAAAUCCAGUACCGUGAGGAUGUGACUGAAGGAUUUGAAAACAUGCCGGCUGCGUUCAUGGGGAUGCUGAAAGGAGAUAAUGUAGGGAAAACGAUCGUGAAGGCUUGAACAAAAGCCGCCCUGAAUCCAGAGGUCACUCGGGUGACUGUUUCAUUCAGCCGCUGGUAGCAGGUGUGCUGCUGAGCCCCGAGCUGAGGCCCGAGGGCUCUGGCUCCACCCAGCAACACACGGACCAGAGUGACCCUUUGCUCCACACCCCUCCACUGAAUUCUGACUCCUGCAUCUCUCAUAUGUAACAAAUAAAUCUGAGAUAAACACAGCCAAGGAGGUAAAAGGCAA
Messenger RNA from Erinaceus europaeus (western European hedgehog), 1463 nucleotides. RefSeq names its product prostaglandin reductase 1 (gene PTGR1). Lineage: Eukaryota; Metazoa; Chordata; Mammalia; Eulipotyphla; Erinaceidae. The coding region runs from base 243 to 1232 and encodes 329 amino acids. The transcript is spliced from 10 exons. Gene Ontology annotation, cellular component: cytoplasm. Gene Ontology annotation, biological process: prostaglandin metabolic process. Gene Ontology annotation, molecular function: 2-alkenal reductase [NAD(P)H] activity; 15-oxoprostaglandin 13-reductase [NAD(P)+] activity. The record is from RefSeq and is a predicted model, not a curated record.